UGCUUCGCUGCCCUUGCUGUUGUCAUCGAUGCUUCUCCACCACUAGUACUUUAUUUUGUGUGGUUUUGUUGUUGUUUUGUUUAUUAUGCAUUUGUUUUUUAUUGUUUGAGUUGGCGAGUUUGUGCGUUAAACUAAAACCAUUUCGGCAGCUGCGGCUCGCGAACGCGUUCAUCAAUUGCAUGGCGGGAGUUAAAGUUAAAUAGGAAAAUGUGCGUCAAGUCAAUGGCAAUACAAACGAACAAUUAUUGCUAACGUAAUCGGGCCAAGGCACACAAACAUUCCAUGCAUCAUCAGCAGCGCCUGCGGGCGAACGGUGGACGCGGGGCAGCCGGCUUGGGUUCAGGAUUAGGAGCAGGAGCAGGAACCGGAACCGGAAACGGAUCUGCAAUGGGCACCGGAGGACAUCCGGCCUUGUGCGCCCAUUGCCGGGGCCAGCUGCUGCCCCACCCGGAGGAGCCCAUCGUGAUGGCCCUGGGCCAGCAGUGGCACUGCGACUGCUUCCGCUGCUCCGUGUGCGAGGGCCACCUGCACAACUGGUACUUCGAGCGCGAGGGACUGCUGUACUGCCGCGAGGACUACUACGGCCGCUUCGGCGACGCCUGCCAGCAGUGCACGGCCGUGAUUACGGGGCCCGUCAUGGUCGCCGGCGAGCACAAAUUCCAUCCGGAGUGCUUCUGCUGCACCGCCUGCGGCGCCUUCAUCGGCGAGGGCGAGUCGUACGCGCUGGUCGAGCGCUCGAAGCUCUACUGUGGCCAGUGCUACGGCAAGCGGUCCUGUCAGCCGGCGGACGCCAAGGCGCGCAUCACGACGGCCGGCAAGCCGAUGCACUCCAUCCGCCUGGUCGAGAUCCCCAAGGACGCCACGCCCGGCCUGCGGGUCGACGGCGUGGCCCUGGACGACGGCUGUCCCACGGUCCGCAUUACAGACUUGUUCUGUAACUUCUUCCUUUGGCUGACCUCGAUGGCGGAACAGUGCUGUGGGGCGCCCUAUAGAAUCGAUGUAAAUCUCACGAACUUGCACAUUGGCGAUCGCAUUCUGGAGGUGAACGGCACGCCCGUCAGCGAUUCCUCCGUGGAGCAGAUCGACAAGCUCAUCCGCAGCAACGAGAAGAUGCUCCAGCUGACGGUGGAGCAUGACCCGGUGCAGGUGUGCCGCUCCUGCAGCCAGGCGGACAUCCAGCGGGCCAUGUCUGCCUCCACACUCAUCCUGCCGCUCAGCACUUCGGCCUCCAGUGUGGAGGUGGGCAGAGAGCGGCUCUACAAGACGGCGGGGGAGCAGGGCUCGAAGGCCAGGAAACUGAGGCAGGCCACCAAUGCCUCAACCACCAUACCACCACCAGCGAACGCCUCCAACGCCGCCGCCGGCGCAGGGGGAGGAGCCAUGGCCAUGACGCAGCUGAAGGAGAAGGAGCGCUGCUCCAGUCUGUCCAAGUUGCUGGACGAGCAGCAUCAGGCGCAGCAGCAUUCCGCGCAUCCGCAGCUCUACGAUCUGUCCAGGACGCAAUCCUGCCGCGUGGUCCAGAAGCCACAGCGUAUCUUUCGCGCAUCGGAUCUGGUGAUAGGCGAGAAGCUGGGCGAGGGCUUCUUCGGCAAGGUGUUCAAGGUCACCCACCGACAGAGUGGCGAGGUGAUGGUACUCAAGGAGCUGCACCGUGCCGACGAGGAGGCCCAGCGCAACUUCAUCAAGGAGGUGGCCGUGCUGCGUCUCCUCGACCACCGGCAUGUUCUCAAGUUCAUCGGUGUGCUGUACAAGGACAAGAAACUGCACAUGGUCACGGAGUACGUGGCCGGCGGCUGCCUCAAGGAGCUCAUCCACGACCCGGCUCAGGUCCUGUCCUGGCCGCAGCGCGUCUGCCUGGCCAGGGACAUUGCCUGCGGCAUGAGCUACCUGCACUCCAUGAACAUCAUCCACCGCGAUCUGAACUCGAUGAACUGCCUGGUGCGCGAGGAUCGUUCGGUUAUAGUGGCCGACUUUGGCCUGGCGCGCAGCGUGGAUGCACCGCGUCUGCCCGGUGGCGUGUCGUCCACGGACCGCGGGGGCAACAUGACGCCCGGCGGUUAUGGUUCAGGCGCGGGCAGCGAUGCGGCCAUGUCGCCGAGCGGAACGCUCAGGCGCAGUAAGAGCAGGCAGCGCCGGCAGCGGUACACGGUGGUGGGCAAUCCCUACUGGAUGGCGCCCGAGAUGAUGAAGGGCCUCAAGUACGACGAGAAGGUGGACGUGUUCUCCUUCGGCAUCAUGCUGUGCGAGAUCAUUGGCCGCGUGGAGGCCGACCCCGACUUCAUGCCCCGCAACUCGGACUUCAGCCUCAACCAGCAGGAGUUUCGCGAGAAGUUCUGCGCCCAGUGCCCGGAGGCCUUCAUAAAAGUGGCCUUCGUGUGCUGCGACCUCAAUCCGGAUCUGCGGCCCUGCUUCGAAACGCUGCACGUGUGGCUCCUGCGGCUGGCCGACGACCUCGCCGCCGAGCGAGUGCCCCCCGAGCGCCUGCUGCACGAGAUCGAGACCUUCCACGAGUGGUACGCCAGCUCCGAGGACGCCCUGUCGCCCACCUCGCAGCGCAGCCUGAACAACCUCGAUGAGCUGGUGAAGAUGGCGGCGGAAACGGAGAUUUGCAGCGUGGAAAAGGAGAAGGAGAACCUGGUGAUCAAGCCGCAGGAUAUACCCAAGUCGCCGCAUCUGGGCAAGGACUUCUCGCCGAGCGGCGAGCGUUUGCGUGACAGCAUGCGGGCCAGGCGGCGCCAGCGCUUCCUGGGCGCCCAGGAGGAGCGGCGCAAUCUCACCCCUGAAACGGAGUCCAAGGAGCGGGCCUUGAAGAAGGCCCUGAAGAAGUGUCGCCCCUUCGGCGAGCGCGGUUACCUGGUGGACCUGCGUCCCGGCGCCGAGCUGCAGCUGCAGGAUGUGAGGGAUCUGAAUACCUACUCCGAUGUGGACUCCAGCUGCGAUACGAGUCUGAAUUACCACGAGGUGAACAGCUUGCCGGCACCACAAGAGGACGAGAAGGCAGUCAGCGUCGAGCAGGCGGCCAAGGAGGAGCUGAGCGAGGGCACAAACGGCGCGGACUGCCAGCAGCACCGGCUGGCCAUCGACGAUAUGCGGAACCGGCUGCAUCAGUGCCGCAGCAAGUUCGAGCAUCUGGAGGAGGCCAGCCGGCGGAACUUCAACCAGUCGCAGCACUCCAUGAGGAACUUCUUCAAGACACCGCCCGUGGCCCUGAAGAUGUUCCAGCGCCUGGAGCACGAGGCCGCCGCCCUGAAUGGCGGCAACAACUGUCCACCGCCGCCGCCGCGCACGCAGCGCAUCAAUCAGACUCCCAUUUUUGGGCGCAAGAAUCCGCCCGUGUCCCUGGUGGUGGGGCAGAAGCUGCAGCAUGCCGAGUCCCUGGAGAACCUGGCCACCAGUGGCUUGGGCAAACAGCUGGCCACACCGGCGCCCAAGAGGAGCAAGGCCACGGCGGCGCCCACGACGAAGAGCCAGCUCAGUGGCAGCACCAGCAGCAGUACCACCAACCCGCCUCUCUACCUGCCGCCCAACUUGAACAGCAAUGGCAAUGGCACCAGUAGCCUGACCACCUCCGCCGCCAGUUGUCCACCCACCGCCUCGGAUUGGCUGCCCAAGAAGCACAAGCUCACGCUGCCACUGCAGCCGCCGCAGCCGGCCAUGCAGCACCGAUCGGGCAACAAUCAUCGCCCGCCCACGAGCAAUGGCAAGGGGAAGCCGCUGAAGGCGCCGCCAGGUCGCCAGGCCCAGGGAAUCCCCGCCAGCAACUGCGUCUCGCCCACCAGGAGCAACCGCCCCGGGUCGCCCAGCAAGCACCUCGCCCAGCGGCACACCGCCGCCACGGCCCAGCGGUUGACCAAUGCGGUGGCUGCCCACCAGCAGCAGCAGCAGCAGUCCUCGAAGACGACGCGCCUGAACAUCCUGAGUCCGGAGAAGGUGCAUCGCCUGGGCGCCCGUCUCAGCGAUCAGAAGCAGAAGCUGCGGGAGGAGGCGGCGGCGACAGCCCCAUCCCUCGGAGGGGGAGGAGGAGCAGGAUCGGUGGCCUCGCCAGCGACGGGAGCGAUGAAUGGCCACCUGCAGGGCCACCGAACGGGCUCCUCCGGCUCGGCGAGUCCGGCGGGCGGGGAGAGGCGGAGGCGAGCCGCACCACCGCCGCCCGCUCGCACGCAUUUCAACACGCGCUGCUAGCCGUGGAUAUACUCUACGAAAUCCAUAUACUCGAUUGUCAAGUGUUGUGCGCCGUUUAUUGUUGCACUCAGGAAGCUCUUGUUUUACCUACUAACUGUCGUAGCUUUUGUACUAUGCAGAAGCAAAGGAACCCGUACUCCUAGUAUACCACUAAAUUUCUGUAAUAUUUCCAUAAUCAUUCUGUACGACGCGACAUUUUGUACGACUAUGUAAUGCCUUUUAGAUGUACAUAACUGAAGUGAGCCAGUGAGCUGUUCCGCUGUUGAAAACGCAAAUGUUAUACGCACAUGACGAAAAUUCCAUUCAUUCCAGGAAAAGUGUUUAUUUUUUUUAUCAUUCUAACAUACGAUGCUAGGUUUAAGCUAAACGAAGGUUAAGUGCCUGUUGAGAAAGAGAUAACUGACAAGUUGCAAUAUUUACGUAGAUGGUGUAAGCGAAACCAAGCGAAUAAUUGUAGUAGCUAAGAUUACAGGGUAACAACUGUUGCGACUAACCUAACGAACUCAACUAAAAUGCUAAGCAAUUAAUUGUUUAACCCACUACUGUCUGACACUAAGUGAAUAUGCCUAAAAAUUGAGCGAAGGAAGUGAACGAAAGAAACCUGUGCCAUGAAGCUGAGCGAAGAACGAAGAAUCUGAGGAGAGGAGCCCACCCACAACAGCAAAUAAGAAGAAAAAAGACAAAGGAACGAAGAGAACUUGAACUAACUAGCGAAAAUUGUGGUUUAAAUAUUUUUUGAUAUACACCAUAUAUAAAUGUAUUUAUAUAAAUAUAUAACAUGUAUUCCAUAACUACGUAGUUAAACGUAUUCCGAGUUAGUGCUUAAAUCUAAUUUAUUAUCUAUCGAGUCGCCACCCAUCCAUCCAGCCCCCAUUCCAUGGAGAGUCACGAGUAACUAACCAUUUUUGUAUUUUGGAGAAAGUCUAACUUGUACGAUGCAAUAAGAACGUUUUGCUCAAAGGCAAUUUAGAUGUAAGCGAAAGGCAACCCACGCUAACUGUUAUACAAGACGCGCACACGCUCAAGCCUAAUACUGUUAUACUGUUGAACCGUGUACUUUAUAUAGCCAUUAUGUACGCCUAAACCUACCUAUAGGAUCGAAACGCUUUGCAACUAACCGCUUCUACCAGAGCCCGGGCCCGCCACUGUGCUACGAACGUAUGCCAGUAUAACAGUGGCUCGGCCCAAAGAGAUCUAGCAUUUAGCUAUCUGUACACCAUAUAUGCGAUAUUUUUAUAUGCCGUUGACGUAACAUGUUGUAUUUUGACUCCACUCCACCUUGUGACUGCGUUUAUGCGCCUGCUAUUCGAGGUUUUCGAAAUGUUUCCAGUAUUCUCGAGUGCCCAACGUUCAGUGGGCCCAGAUAUAAUCGGUGUAGCAGCAUUUUCCACCCACUUGUAAAUAGGUUUACUAACUAGUAAUGUUUUUUGUUGCCUAGUUUUUUGGGUAUAAGAAUGAUUUGUAUUCUCAAAAAAGCAGAGCCUGCGUGUAAGCGCAGGGUACGACUCUCCUUUUAAUUUAACUUUAAUCAUUUUUUGUUGAUAAAAAUGCAAUUGGAAAAAAUAAAUAAACAAACUGGAA
Drosophila biarmipes is the source of this 5763-nucleotide messenger RNA. It is a transcript of the gene LIMK1, whose product is annotated as LIM domain kinase 1. Gene Ontology annotation, biological process: protein phosphorylation; actin cytoskeleton organization. The record is from RefSeq and is a predicted model, not a curated record. Lineage: Eukaryota; Metazoa; Arthropoda; Insecta; Diptera; Drosophilidae. Gene Ontology annotation, molecular function: ATP binding; protein binding; protein serine/threonine kinase activity. The transcript has 6 exons. Gene Ontology annotation, cellular component: nucleus; cytoplasm. The coding region runs from base 283 to 4182 and encodes 1299 amino acids.